CCUCAAACUGCAAGGUUCUCCGCAGAGUCGACAAAAUGUUGAAGUUGGACACCAAAGGAGGAAUCAUCUGCUCCGGCAUUUUGUCCAUAGCCUUUGCUAUAACAUAUUUAGCCCUAAUGGACGACUAUUUCUGGAGACAUGGACUUUACGACUUGGGAAUACACAUUUCCUCUCUGCAAAUAUUGGGCAGUUUGGGCCUUAUAAUAGGGGUUAUUAAGGAAAAGUACAAAUUCUUUGUGCCGUGGAUGAUAACCACAGGAUUCUUCAUCUAUCUGAUGGUUUACUUGGGUAUUAUACUGUUAACCACAAAUGGGGAGUGGAUUUUCGUCCCGGCAAUGGUUGUGCCGAUUGCAGUUUACCUCGGCUGUGCUUUGUACUCGGUGCAAAAGGCCUUCGACAGGAUGCGUAAGGAAGAGCCGCCAGCAUAUUCCAAUUUGUCCGACAAAAAGGGGUUCAUUAAUCAUAUUUAAGAAAAUAGCUGUCAAAAUAAUAUUGUAAUCGAAAAAAAGAAUAGUUGCAAAAUACAAAUUUCUGAUAAGAUAAGACGAAAA
Messenger RNA from Drosophila takahashii, 551 nucleotides. RefSeq lists its product as uncharacterized. Lineage: Eukaryota; Metazoa; Arthropoda; Insecta; Diptera; Drosophilidae. The record is from RefSeq and is a predicted model, not a curated record.